This is a messenger RNA of Oncorhynchus nerka (sockeye salmon), 7536 nucleotides long. RefSeq names its product mitogen-activated protein kinase kinase kinase 10-like. Gene Ontology annotation, cellular component: cytoplasm. Gene Ontology annotation, molecular function: protein binding; ATP binding; MAP kinase kinase kinase activity. The record is from RefSeq and is a predicted model, not a curated record. Gene Ontology annotation, biological process: signal transduction; protein phosphorylation. NCBI's taxonomy places the organism in Eukaryota, Metazoa, Chordata, Actinopteri, Salmoniformes, Salmonidae.
GGUGUAUUUGGACACAAAGUCAGCCUAGAUACUGACAGCUGCGUCUAGAAAUGGCACGUCUUUUGGAGAAAAAAGCUAUUUGAUUGUGAAGGACAACUGGCCACCCGACUGACUCAGAUGAGUAAGGACUCCAAGACUAUUCAUUUUGUGGAAUUGGAUUAUGGAAUCUGAUGGUGGAUAUUUGGAUGCGAUCACACGCCCAUGCGACAAUGUCAAUGGAUGUUGUGAUGCACGGUGUCCAGGCUUUUUUCCCGUAAAUAUUUGAAUAUUUAAUAUUUUGUUUAUUUGAACCAGAAGACAAGAUGCAAUAUACACAUAAAGACUGGAUUCUCAUUAUAUUUGGCACUAAAAGGGAGGAUUAGGCUUUUAUUAGGCCUGUUACAUUAUUAUUGUUAUUAUUAUAAAUGCCUCGAAGAUGGUGCAUCUGUCUAUCAUAGUCAAAGAAAACACGUUACCGUAGAGGAUUAAUCGCCUUAUUUGAAUCACGUCAACAGAUACACAACUAUUUGCAAUUGGAAUUACAGCGUGAUGCCUUCACAAAACCCAUCAUUUAUUGUUAUGGUAGGCUAUUUCGUUCUCUAACCUAGCGUGUGAAGGUGUCGAGAAGCACUGAAACAUAUUCCGUAGAGCCAGCAGGUGCGGGAUCUUUGAUCACAAAUAACUGAAAUGUGCAAACAUCGUAUCCAUAUAAGUAGACAAGGCUAUUGCUUAUGGUUACAAAUGUAUCAGAUGUUUUGAAUGGGCAUCGUCUUGUAGUCUACAAAAUAAAGGUUAGAUAAUAAUGGCAAAAACAGACCGUGCUGUACCAAUGGUGUCUGUGUCUCUGGACUCUCUGCGCGUUCGUGUCGGCUCAGUGUAUCGCGUUUAUUGAAACAUUACCGUGCGCAGAACUUGGGCCGGACAAUGUAACAAGACGAACGAUCAAUCAUUGAUGUGCGCUGACUACAAAGAUGCUAAAUGUACAGGCACUCAAUUGUCUUUGCCUGACUGCUGUCCGCCGUAAUUCCCCAUCUAAAAAUGGACGAGUACGCUAUUUAAGGACAUUAAACUGGCUUAUACGUUUAUCGGUGUAGGCCUACGUGAUCUAGAAGAGGCAGCAUCAAAGUAGGGAAAUAUUUCAAUCGAUAUUUCAACAAAAUGCGAAGUCAAGACAAAUUGCUGUAAUUCAUCGCUGUCAAAAAGCCAAUGACCAUGUAAUAACGAGAUGUCAGACAAGCGAUAUUCUUCUGCUCUGUGCUUGUUUGGAAACAACAACGAUCCUUGCUCAGAGGAUGUUAAACUAUACAGAUGACACUAUUUAGAAUCAGAAUGUUUUGUUACAUGUGGUGCAAAUGGAUCCACCAAUAGCCGCUUCAGAUGUGCGAUCUCCUUCAGUUGUCGUGUAGCUUCCUCGCUGUCGUUGGCCUCUUAUAAUCUUCAAGGAGAGGAGCUAGCCUCUUUAAAUCGCUGAGUCAGGAUCUGUCCUCAAUGAGGCGACAUGAAGUGCAGCAUUGGCUGUGUCUUGUUACUCAUCAGGGCAAAAAAAUGUAAGGAACUAAAAAUGGUAAGACGCCAUAAUAAACACAACUGUUGUGGCCCACUCAGACCAUCAGGCGCUUGCUGAAUCUUGAGAGGGAGACAGUAAAUACAAUCAGUAGUCUAAUAUGAAAUAGCAAUAGAUGCUCAGAGAUACCCUAGUUGUAAAAGCAGUGUGCAACGUUACAGAGACCCGUGUUCAGAUCCCGACCAUGCUUUCCCGAGCAGCGCAAAGCUAUACCACCCACAAGGACCUCAUCUCACAGUAAUGAAGAGGGUCCACUUUGGGGGUUUCCCAGGCCAGCCUUGACUAUCUGGUAGCUUUCUAGACCAUACCAUUGAAGAAUAAACAGUAGCCUCUCUCAGGGAUGACCAUGGUUCUGCCCUGAUUGCUUUUUUCCCCUUUAGAAACACACCCCAGAGAGAACCUAUUGUAGAAAUACAUGUUAAAUACACACUGCAUUAUACAUGGUAGUACAGACUGCUACACACACAUGAUUGGUGACAGGAACUGGAACUACCCCAGUAAACGGGGACAGUGAUGGGACAGUGGAGCUUUGGCCUGCCUGUCCACUGAUCUGUCUCUCCUCUGGUUAAGGAGGCCUGGAUUCGGCUGAUGGGCCCUGCAUGGAUUUUGUGCGUGAGUUGACAGAGGGCAGGCCCACACCGCUGACCAGCAGCCGAGCAGCCAUGGACCCAUAUGCCAGAGCGAGCAGCACAGCAGCCCCACUGCCCUGCACCAGCUGUGGGGGCUGCUGCGACCCUCCUCCCCCUGGCCUCAUGCUCGUUGGUCCCCUUGGCCCCCCUUAUGGCCCCCCUCUCUCCUCCAUGCCCCCACAUAUGACCCCUGCUCCCCCGGUGUGUGCUGCUACAGCUGUCCAGGCUGAGAAUGGCAGCAGCUGGAACUCCUCCUCUGGUUCUUCAGACUCCCACCCUGGCCACCAGGGCGGCUCUACCACCUCCCCCACCUACUGGACGGCCGUGUUUGACUACGAGGCCACUGCAGACGAGGAGCUGACCCUGCGGCGCGGGGACCUUCUUGAGGUCCUCUCCAAGGACUCCAAAGUGUCUGGGGACGAGGGCUGGUGGACAGGCAAGAUCCAGGACAAGGUGGGCAUCUUCCCAUGCAACUACGUUACUCGGAGGGACGCUGGCAGCUACCCGCAGCUAACCCCAGGAGGGCUGGUGGCAGGUGGGGUGCCUGAGGGGUGCCCCCUGGAGAUCGACUUCACGGAGCUGGUGCUGGAGGAGGUGAUUGGGGCAGGGGGGUUUGGGAAGGUGUAUAGGGGGAUGUGGCAAGGGGAGGAGGUGGCAGUUAAAGCUGCCAGGCAGGACCCGGACGAGGACAUCAGCGCCACAGCUGAAAGCGUACGACAAGAGGCCAGGCUUUUCUGGAUGCUCAGACACCCCAACAUCAUCAACCUGAUAGGGGUGUGCCUGCGAGAGCCCAACCUCUGCCUGGUGAUGGAGUACGCCCGCGGGGGGGCUCUGAACAGAGCCCUAGCUGGGAAGAAGGUACCCCCCAGGGUGCUGGUGAACUGGGCCGUGCAGAUCGCCACAGGGAUGGACUACCUGCACAAUCAGACCUUUGUACCGGUUAUACACAGAGACCUCAAGUCUAGCAACAUCCUGAUCCUGGAGCCCAUUGAGAGGGAGGAUCUGGGUGGCAGGACCCUGAAGAUCACAGAUUUUGGCCUGGCACGGGAGUGGCACCAGACCACCAAGAUGAGCGCAGCGGGCACCUAUGCCUGGAUGGCCCCCGAGGUCAUCAAACUCUCCCUGUUCUCCAAGAGCAGCGAUGUCUGGAGUUUCGGGGUGUUGCUAUGGGAACUGCUGACAGGAGAGGUUCCGUACCGUGAGAUAGAUGCUCUGGCCGUGGCGUACGGAGUGGCCAUGAACAAACUGACCCUGCCUGUACCGUCCACCUGUCCCGAGCCCUUCGCACUCCUGCUGGCAGAGUCCUGGAGCCCUAACCCCCACAGUCGCCCGUCCUUCACUAAUAUCCUGAUGCGACUGCUGGCCAUCGAACAGUCGGCCAUGUUUCAGAUGCCCCUGGAGUCCUUCCACUCUCUGCAGGAGGACUGGAGGCUGGAGAUCCAGCAGAUGUUUGAUGAGCUCAGGGCCAAGGAGAAGGAGUUGCGUUCCUGGGAGGAGGCGUUGGCUCGUGCGGCCGAGGAGCAGAGGGAGCAGGAGGAGCAGCUGAAGAGGAGGGAGCAGGAGCUGGCUGAGAGAGAGAUCGAUAUCGUGGAGCGUGAACUCAACAUCAUCAUCCACCAGAUGUACCAGGAGAAGCCCAGGGUCAAGAAGCGCAAGGGCCACUUCAAAAAGAGCAGACUACUCAAACUGGGCCGAGACAGCAACAGCAUCAGUCUGCCCUCUGGUUUCGAGCAUAAGAUCACCGUGCAGGCGUCUCCGAGCGUGGAUAAGAGGAAGCCCCAGGGCAGUGAGAGCACCACACCUCCAGCCAGCCCAGUCAUACCCCGCCUCAGGGCCAUACGACUGACGCCCAGCGAUGGCAAUAAGACAUGGGGCCGCAGUGCCGUGUGUAAGAAGGAGGACCUGGCAGCUAGCAAAAAGAAGGGACGCACCUGGGGCCCCAGCUCCACCCUCCAGAGAGAGAGACUGGGCGGAGAGGACAGGUUGAAAUCGCUAGGCGACGGAUGCAAGGUGUGGUCCUCUAGUGCCCCGAAUCUGGGCAAGUCUCCAAAACACGCCCCCAUGACCGCCGGCUUCUCCAGCCUCAAUGAAAUGGAGGAGCACUGUGAGUUGGAGGAGUCGCCCGGGUCUCUGAUGCCCCCAGAGACCAGCAGUAACGGGUCUGUGGAGGAGGGAGGCCCCCCAUGUGGCGGGCUGGGGCCCGGGCUGGGGCCUGCUGGGCUAGGGAGCGGGAUGGGCUACCAGGACUCUCUGCGGCGCUGCAGCCAGAGGAAGAAGAGCGACCUGCUGCUACUGGGCUGUGCCUCAAUACUGGCCUCUGUAGGUCUGGGGCUGGACCUGCUACAGCUGGGGAAACUACAGGUCCAACAGGACGAGCAGGACCUUAGAGAGGAGCAGCGCAAGAAAAAGGACAGCAUUUUCCAGCGAACGGGUCGUUUCCGCCGCAGCACCUCUCCCCCGAGCCGCGCCCUGUCCCUCUCGCUGUCCCGCCGCCGCGACUCUACUCUCCCCUGCACGGACCCCUCUCCCUCCGUCACCCUCCUCUCCCUCUCCUCCCUCUCAGACUGCAACUCCACCAAAUCCCUCCUUCCCUCGGACCUUGAGGACUUGGCGUUGACCCCCGGAGUGGGCGCCUCCCUCACCAUGGCGACCCCUGUCCCUGCCCUUAACCCCCUCCUGGAUCUGAGGGCAGAGAGCUUCAAGAGGGAGCCCAACCAGUCCCUCACGCCCACCCAUGUGUCUGCAACCAUGAACAGGGGGCACAGACGCACCCCCUCUGAUGGGGCGAUACGCCCCCGCGCCCAAACCCUAGGGCACCGCAGGACCCCCUCGGACGGCAGCAUGCCCAUGCCGCCCCCACCAGGGCCCCGCAUCCUCCCCCUACAUGCAGGUUACAAGGAGACCCUAGAUAUCCCCCGUCUCCCUGACCCUUCCAGCCUCUUCCCAAGGGUCCUCCGCCGCAAGGCCCCUGCUCCGCCUGUCCCUGUCCCGGUCCUGGAGCCCCUGACCAUCAUCAGUCCCUUGGAGAGGCCCAAGACCUUGGAGUUCGCCCCCCGGCCUCGGCCCACACCAGCCAGGGUGCGACCGGACCCAUGGAAGCUGGGUUCCCUGUCCAGAACCCUGAGCUCGUCCCCGGGCAGCAGCUGUGACAGUCCCCUGGGCUCUGGGGACAGCAGUGCCAGCACCGGCGCUGCCAGGCCCAACCUCAUGGACAUGGACGUGGAUGGACAGGAUCUGGACGGCACCGUGCCCCUGUGUGAACAGCACCAGGCUGCACAGCUCUGUGGACAGAACUACGGCUAAGUCACACAUUACUGUAUAUGGGCAACACGGCUCCUAGUGCACACUUCAAAGACUCCUAGUGUGCUCACUUUAUUCCUGGUACCCAAUCCCUUUGCGAACAGUACUUCUACUAGUGUCCACUCUGAAGCCCACUUGUGCGGGCUGUACCUCUCUCCUGGUGGUCACUCCUAAGCCUUGUGCCCCCUAGUCUCAUAGUGCCCAGCAUCCGGGACAGCACACGUCUUAGUGUCCCUUCCAAAGCCGCCCAGUGUUGGACAACAUUCCUCUAAGUGACCACUCCGCAACCCCUAGAGUCCAAACCUUUAGUGCCCUAGUGACCAGUGUGCCCUGCUAACCUUCCGCAUAUUACCUGUCCUCUAAAAGGAAGGAAAGUGUAAGCCAUUCCACUUCCAGACAGACACUUCCAAGUGCUCAUCCCGAUUUACAUGUGCUGCAGUAGGACUCGUUCUGCUAAACCACCCCGUUGACUCUCUGCCUCUCUCUACACAGGUGUCGUGUCUGUCUCUGCUCGCUCCUUCCCCAAAGACUUGGGCUGAAGCUUUGCCAGCCGUAGACACAUUCACAUCUCAACAGGGUUGGAAUUAUUCUCUUGGGAGUGCCCUUGAAGUGUCCAUGUUAAUAGUUGUUUUGUGAGGGUGCCCUGAUUUGUUAUGAGAGCACCUCUGGGUGUCCCAUCAUGUGGGCCCUGCUGCCCCUCCUUCAUAUUUACAUGUAGUCAUGGUAGGUAGACUCUCAAAUCCUGAGGGACUUCCAAAUCAGUGCGUAAGUUGCCCUCUUAUUGUGCAUCACCUUCUAUAGAACUCAUUUCCACCUCCCUCACCUCCACAUAGCAUCUUCCUGUAUAGGGAUGGUCUCUGUCCUCCCCCUCUCCCAAAGACUGCAACAGGAACAGGGAAGCCAUUUUAAGCCCCACAGCACAAUUGACAGGACUUUAUUUCCUCAGCUCUGUACAGCAAAUUCAUUUUAUUUUUCUCAAUGCUUGAACCAUUCCAGCCAUAACCUGUUUAGCACAGCAUUUUCUAUUGGUUUGGCGAAUUGUGUGUCUGUGUGGGUGUACACUGUGUGUCUGUGUGGGUGCGCAUGUGCGCACCCAUGUGUGCUUGUGUUUUGGUACCGCAUGUUAUUUUGUGUGAAGGAUGUACUGUAGAACUAGCAAAUCUGUUGUGAGGGAGCCGAAACAGGACGCUUUUCUCCCUCAUUCUUUACCUUACGUCCACAUAGGGAUGCAAAAUGUCCAAUAUUUUUUCCCCAAAAUCCCCUGGUUUACCAGAAAUCCUGGUUGAAAGAUUCCUGGAAGAAGCAGGAAAUACGGGAAUUGUUGAACCACUAUUUCUGGAAAACCAGGGAAUUUAGGGAAAGUGUGAAACUCAUAAGCUGGAGUUUCUCAGCAAACGUCCUCUCUCUCACCUUCAUCACUGCUCUGUAAAGAGCCCCUUAUACGCUCGGUUAUAUGGACAGUUCAUUUUUAACAAAAGUCCUCUGAGAGCAGAGGAGGACCAUGGAAAAUGAGGGUUAACCCACUUGCAAUACAUGGUUAAUGAAUACUACCUGUUUUCUACAACAACAAAAAAACGAAUUCCCACAUUCCGUACCCCUGACUUCCUUUUCCUCACCUACUGGAUAGUGAUACAGCAUCAUUGAAGGGAAAAAAGGGCCCAAUCUUUGGUUAAAGAGCCAUGAUAUUGACAUUGACAUGUCCGUGUCACAAGAGUACAGACUGUGAAGGACUUGACACAAGGUGCUUGGGAUGUGGAUGGCGAAUCGAGAGACCUCUGGAUUCUCUCGCAGGCCCAUGAGUGCACCUGUACUGUCUGGUUGCUGAAAGAAGAUGAAUACCACUUUUUAAUGGCACAGCUAGUCAAGGCUACAUACAAGUAUUUACUUGGCUAUGUGUAUAUGGGAGUGUGUGUGUGUGCGUGUGUAUUUUAGUGUUAUUAUUUGUAUGGGAUGAUGUCAAUCCCAUAGGUAGAGGGGUGAGCAAAACUCAUCCUUAUUCUCCUUGUGUGGUUAAGAACGCUCAGAGUAUUUAUUAAAAUGAUUGUUAUAAUUGAAAUAAUGAUU